This is a messenger RNA of Prionailurus viverrinus (fishing cat), 738 nucleotides long. RefSeq names its product clarin 1 (gene CLRN1). NCBI's taxonomy places the organism in Eukaryota, Metazoa, Chordata, Mammalia, Carnivora, Felidae. The coding region runs from base 1 to 738 and encodes 245 amino acids. Gene Ontology annotation, biological process: sensory perception of sound; equilibrioception. The record is from RefSeq and is a predicted model, not a curated record. The transcript is spliced from 5 exons.
AUGCCAAACCAACAAAAGAAAGUCAUUUUUUGUAUGGCUGGGGUGUUAAGCUUCGUGUGCGCCCUUGGAGUUGUGACAGCCCUGGGGACACCGUUGUGGAUCAAAGCCACCUUCCUCUGCAAAACAGGGGCUCUGCUCGUCAAUGCCUCUGGGCAGGAGCUGGACAAGUUCAUGGGAGAAAUGCAGUACGGGCUUUUCCACGGAGAGGGUGUGAGGCAGUGCGGGCUGGGAGCGAGGCCCUUUCGGUUCUCACUUUUCCCAGAUUUGCUCAAAGUGAUCCCCUUGAGCAUCCACGUCAACGUCAUUCUCUUCUCCACGAUCCUGGUUGUUUUAACCAUGGUGGGAACGGCCUUCUUCAUGUAUAAUGCUUUUGGCAAGCCCUUUGAAACCCUUCAUGGCCCACUAGGGUUGUAUCUUUUGAGCUUCAUGUCAGUAGCUCUGUGCCUCAGGGCUGUGCAACACCAGCCACAAAGCUCCUGUGGCUGUCUUGUCAUGAUACUGUUUGCCUCUGAAGUGAAAAUCCACCACCUCUCAGAAAAAAUCGCAAAUGAUAAAGAAGGGACUUACGCCUACAAAACGCAAAGUGAAAAAUACACCGCUUCGUUCUGGGUUGUUUUCAUUUGCUUUUUUGUUCAUUUUUUGAAUGGGCUCUUAAUACGACUUGCUGGAUUUCAGUUUCCUUUUGCAAAAUCUAAAGACACGGAGACGACCAAUGUAGCUGCAGAUCUAAUGUACUGA